AUGACGAGCCGUCUUAAGGAGUAUCGCUAUUAUCUUAGUAGCGGCGUAAGUACGGGGAUCUCCGUCAAGGUUUCACUAAUAGAGCUGGCACCUGCACUUGGAUGCUCUGUCAGUGGUGAUGCACCUAAACGUGCAGUAUCCGAGGCGCAUUUUGCUGGGCUAGAACAACUUGCAGGUUCAUCAUCCGAGGUGCGGAAUUCACCCGUAAGUGAGAUCUUUUUAACUGCUCAGGUCUUUUCUGAUGGUCUUCCAUUGCAUUCGAUGGUAGUCAGCUCCAAGGGACCGACCAAGUGCAGCAAUUCUACCAUUUACUGGAAUGAAUGGAUCUCUUUUCCUGUGCGAUAUCGCGAUCUAUCAUGCAAUUCGCUCCUGGCUAUCACUAUUUGGGGUGUCGGCUGGGUUCCGAUCGGUGGCUCAACCAUCUCUUUCUUUACCAAACAGGGCGUACUGCGCGACGGUGUGCAAUGUCUCCGCAUUUGGGAAGGGCGUGAGGCAGAUUCGUCUCCAAACACUGCAACCCCAUCUGAGAUUGACGAAGAGUGGGUGAGACAAGAGUGUUUUCGACUGGACAAGCUGCGAGAGAAGUAUGAGCGCAAAGAAAUUGCGCGCAAUGAGUGGAUGGACAGCGUCACCGAUCGACGCAUCGCUCGGAUUCGACGAGGCAGUGAACCACCGACAAGAAAGGACGCACUUGGACCUUUUUGUUCAUAUCGCAAAGACGCCCUUUUGUGGCUUGAGAUGCCCUACUUUGGAGAUGUCGUUGUAUAUGAAGAGGAGCCCUACUCACAGCGCAAUCUGACGUCUUCAUAUACUGCAGAAAUGGGACCCAAACGGAUGAGCUAUGAGAACGGAAAUGUUUCGUCGGCUACUGCGUCGUAUGAUUCUCACACCCUCAGUGGGUCGUACGAUCUAGCAAAUGUGGCGUCAGCUGGAUCGAGAGAGCUGCCGAGUCUUGUGACCGUGUGGGAUCCUGAUUUGAAUGAAGAUAACCCGGCCGAACGCAAGUACCGUCGGCUCGCUCGCGACAUUCUACGCGGAUCGAUUGAUCCCAAUCUCAAGCCCAGUCGUGACGAGAAGGCACGGAUUGAGCUUUUGCUGGCAACGCCGACCGACAAUCUGAAGAAUGAAGACAAGGAUUUGCUUUGGAAAUUUCGCUACACUUUGACAGACAAUAAAAAGGCGGUAGUGAAGUUUUUGCUGUCAGUUGAUUGGAAAGACGAGUUGGAGGUGAAGCAAGCGACAGAUCUACUCUCUCAAUGGUGUGAGAUUGAUAUUGCCGACGCUCUCAAGCUGUUGGGUCGUGAGAAGGAGUUCAAGCAUGAGAUUGUGCGCCAUUUUGCGGUGUCUACUUUAGCGACAGCCAAGAACGAAGACUUGCUUGACUUUCUGCUACAGCUCGUCCAAGCGUUACGGUACGAGAAACCUGGCGCUGGCAUUACAUCUUCGCGUGGAGCAAUGAGUGGCGAUGAAACUGGCAGCACGGAUGGAUCGAUGGCUUGUGAAAGCCUUGGUCCACUUGCUCGAUUCCUUAUUGCACGCUCAAGCACAAACUUUCAAAUGGCCAACUAUUUCUAUUGGUACCUAAAAGUGGAAGCAGGUGAGCAAACAAACGACUCGGAGAUCUUUCACACUGUUUUAAACCAGAUGCUGACCGAAAUGAAGCGAGACGAGGAGAAGAAACCGAUUUACGACAUGCUAAUGGCUCAGCGUGAUUUUAUGAGUCACAUAUUGGCAAUUCACAACAAGGCUCGCGAAGAGAAGGGCAGAAAGGAUCAAAAGGAAGAGAAGCUGCGGCAGUAUUUGAAGCAGCUUCCGUGGCCUAAAGGGACUAUUAUCUCUCUACCUUUGGAUCCAGUAGUUCAUUUAAGUGGAGUCGUUGCUUCCUCGGCGAAGAUGUUCAAAAGUGCAAUGUACCCGGCCGUGAUUCAAUUCCAGACUUUGAUUCCGCCGACUGAUCAACCGUAUCACCUAAUCAGUGGAGAAGGCGAAGGCCAUCAUCCACCAAACAUAAGUCAGUCGAUGUUUGGUGGAAGUGAUAUGAGCAUUGCGCGUGAAUCGUUACCGACCCGCAUGAUCAGUCUCCUGCACCGUGAAAAGGAAGGACCGAUGUAUAAGUUCAUGGUAAAGAACGGCGACGAUCUUCGUCAAGAUCAGCUGAUCAUGCAAAUGUUUAUUCUGAUGGAUCGGUUGCUGAAAAAAGUGAAUUUAGAUUUGAAGUUGACACCGUACCGUAUUUUAGCAACAGGUGCGAAUGAUGGUCUGAUGGAGUUUGUUCAGAAUUCGUAUCCCGUUUCGUAUGUGGUCUCUCACUUUGAAUCGCCACAGAUCGUGACCUUUUUACGGAAGCAUAAUCCGGAUCCGAGUGCAGAGUUUGGAAUUGCACCGGAAUCGCUCAGCACUUACGUGAAAUCAGUAGCCGGCUAUUGUGUUUUGACGUAUUUGCUUGGGAUUGGUGACCGUCACUUGGAUAAUCUGAUGAUGAAGGCAGAAGGCCACAUGUUCCACAUUGAUUUUGGCUUUGUCUUUGGAGCUGAUCCAAAGCCCUAUCCACCUCCGUUUAAGCUGACAAAAGAGAUGGUUGAAGGCAUGGGCGGCCCCACGAGCGAGCAUUACCAGAAAUUUACGACCUUGAUGGCUGACUCUGGUAUCGAAGAGUUAUCAGCGAACCCUGCUACAACUUUAUUGAAGGUUGAGGAAAAGUUUCGUUUGGAUUUAACGGACGAGCAGGCAGAGCAGUUUUUCUUGGGUCUCAUCAAUGACAGUGUGUCUGCUUUGUUCCCGCUGCUUGUGGACUGGAUCCACAAGGUUGCAACGAAGUUGAAGUAG
This is a messenger RNA of Peronospora belbahrii, 2826 nucleotides long. The record is from the annotation of a GenBank genome assembly. Lineage: Eukaryota; Oomycota; Peronosporomycetes; Peronosporales; Peronosporaceae.